AUGAUGCAAGCUUCAAUCAUCGCUAACUGCGUUUUUAACGCAUUCUUCGGUUUUACCGCCAUAACAUUUAACAUUGUAACAAUACUAGCUCUGAGAAAACCAUUGACGAUACCAAGAGCCGUAAAAACAUUGCUGAUGAGUCUGGCUGUAGCUGAUCUGGGUGUUGGUUUACUGGUUCAACCUUUGUACGUUGCAUAUCUUGUCAUGCUGAAACAAGAAAACACUCAAAAUUCAACUUUUGAGAUUGUAUCAGACCUUUGGGGAAACACGGCAUAUUUUUUCACCUAUGCCUCAUUCUUUGGUGUUGUGGCUUUAGCCGCAGACAGAUUCUUGGCCAUUCAUCUUCACCUCAGGUACCAAGAACUCGUGACUCACAAGCGCGUUGUUGCUGUAGUGAUCUUCAUUUGGAUCUUAAGUGCGAUUCUGACGAUACUUAUAGGAAGGACUCCGAAUGUUGAAGCCUUUAUUGUAAUAACUGUUGAUAGUGUUUGUUACCUAACUACAGCCUGGUUUUAUUUCAAGAUUUACUUAACUGUACGUCACCACAGCAAUCAAAUUCAUGUCUUGCAGGAACAGCUAGCACAGAAUAAUGGAACAGAUAUGGGAAAUGCUGAGAGGGAGAGAAAAGCUGCAGUUGGUACAUUCUACGUGUAUGUUGUGUUUCUGAUUUGUUGUCUGCCACUCACGUGUUGCAUGAUUAUCUACCUAAGCAUUGGACCACAUACGGUGCUAACGAACCUUGAACUUUAUACUGAAAUGCUGACCUACCUCAAUUCAUCUCUCAAUCCUCUGAUCUACUCCUGGAAGAUGAAACAUGUUCGACAUGCUAUCAUGGAAAUACUGAGAAACAUAUUACCAUAUCUACACAACUGA
Messenger RNA from Porites evermanni, 873 nucleotides. The record is from the annotation of a GenBank genome assembly. NCBI's taxonomy places the organism in Eukaryota, Metazoa, Cnidaria, Anthozoa, Scleractinia, Poritidae.